Fusarium tjaetaba is the source of this 2001-nucleotide messenger RNA. RefSeq lists its product as uncharacterized. Lineage: Eukaryota; Fungi; Ascomycota; Sordariomycetes; Hypocreales; Nectriaceae. The record is from RefSeq and is a predicted model, not a curated record. Bases 1 to 2001 code for a protein of 666 amino acids. The transcript has a single exon.
AUGGAGCCAUCGCAAAGUCAUUUGCCGCCUCACUUGAGAGGUCAUCACAGCUCGAAUGCGUCUUCGGAUCAGAUUGAGCUCCUGUCCCCAUAUGAAUCUUUUAGAAGCAGCAAGCCUGGGAUCCCAGAUCUCACUGGGGGUAAAGCGAAGACAAACAGCAAGUUCAUGUCUUCGACGACAGAUGGAAGUUUCGCCCAAAAAUGGAGCGCAUACACUCUAAAACCGUGGAAAAUGUGUCUCUUGACCGUUCUCGGUACCAUGCUAGCAUGCGGCCAUCAUCUUUUCUACCUAAGCCUUGACGGACAAGAAGCCACCAGCCAAUCUCUCAUGCUGCGAUACGGCACAAUAAUUGCCUUUUGCGCUAAAGCAAGCCUAGGAACUGCUGUUGCUAUGGCUUUCCAGCAGCGCGCAUGGCUGAUCGCCCGCCAUAAGAUGGCGCGUCUCGAAACAGUUGAUGCAGUAUUCACAGCCAACAGCGAUAUCUUUUCCCUCUUGACAUGGUACUCUAUCAAGAACUCUAAGAUCGGAACCCUGCUAGCUCUCUAUUGUUGGAUUACACCAUUAGUGGUGGUUCUCACGGCUGAGACACUGGCUGUCGUGGCCGGAGUCACGGAGGAGCUAGUGUCGUGUCCAUCUGUCCGAACGCUAAACUUUGGCAAUGAGGCCAACUUUGAUUGGCGUGAGAGACCAGUUGUGCAUGGUCAGACACUCAAAUCUGUGUCGCAUUUCAACACUACUGGUUUGAACACGAAGCCUGAAGACUUCAACUCGACGCACUUCGACUAUUUGAAUGCGGCGAGUUCCGUGUAUACGUCUGUUGUCUCGAAUAAGGCGGUGUUCAUGCGUGAACCCCUUGUGAGGGACGAGUCGGCAGAAGAGGUAUGCUCCGACGGCUGGAACUGCACCUAUGUUAUUGACUUCCUGGCGCCUGGGUACAAAUGUGAAGAGUUGGCUUCUGGUGUUGGUUCGAAGGUGAAGAAGCUUGGCGAUGCUGAGGCGCCUUUCAAUACCUCGAUUCUUGCGCCAGAAGGGUCAUAUACCUUCGUUUCCAAGGCUGCCAGGGAGAGCUACACCACAUAUAGUGGGGGACGGCCCAAGAAUUUAGGUGUCUUCAAGAAUGAGCCCAUCAUUUGGGUCGGCUAUGCAACCGUCAAAGACAUAAACAAGCCACAACCAAAAGAUAAGGAGGAUAAGAGCUGGGACAAAGCAUAUACGCCCAUUAUCUUUGGCUGUGAGCAUUACGAGGUCAACUACACUGUCCGAUUUGACUACGUCAGAGGUGCUCAGUCAUACAAGAUAACAAACCGCGACUAUGUUAGAAAGGUUGUUAACACGACUCUCGUCUCGGAAAACACUUCCGGAAAGACAUCGAAAAAGCAGUCGAUUCCCGAAAGUAACUGGGUGCGCCCUCAAAACUACAAAGAGUAUCGCCGAACAGCUGCAUAUCAUGUGAUUGGCGAGGGACUCCGACGAUAUGUUGGGGGAGUUGUCAACGCGGCAAACAACGUAACAACGACGUAUAUUCUCCUCACUUCCUUGGGGUCCAAGAUAAACCCCCUUCCCAUCACAAACCUGCGCCAAGGUAUCCAAAAGCUAUAUGAGGACAUUGUUCUGUCCCUUCUCUCCGAGCCAUCAUUUGUGGCAGUCGCGUGGGCGUCGAAUGGGAAGCCAUCAGGGACUAGGAAAGGUGACGCUUCGACGAGGUAUCCAUGCCGUCGGCAAAGACAGACUACGCUGUUUGUGUACAAGCAAGUUCAGCUAUUAUCUGUUUACGCGGCGAGCAUCUCAUUAGCAGUUGUUGGAGUGUUGGUUGGUAUACAAGCAUAUCGAGAAGAAGGAGUGAUGCUUGAUAUGAAGCCUUCCUCAAUUAUCAGCGCUUCAAAGAAUGGGGUGCUAGGUGCAGAAAGAGGCAAUGCCAGGUCGGGAUAUGGUCUUGUACAAGAAGGGGUUGAGACAAACCUCAGAGCUCCUGGAACGGGAGGGAAUAUGUCACAACAGUAG